AUGGCCGCCGCCUGCUCCGCGCCUUCGCGGCACCUCUGCUGCGCCGCGCCGCUGCUGUCUCCCUCCGCCGCCGCGACGCCCACCCGCCGGAGCGUCGGGUACGGCCACGACACCUCCUCCACCCGCCGGUGGCCGUGCCGCCGGUGGGCUCACGCGCCGCCCCGGAUCCGGUGGCCCACGCCUCGCUCGAAGGCAUCCAGGGUGAGCUGCGCCUACAAAACCGGCGCUGAACCGAUAACUGCAUGUUCCUGGAACCAAUAUGUUAUCUGCAGUGAUGUACCUGUGCUCGUUGAGUUUUGGGCCUCAUGGUGUGGACCUUGUAAAAUGGUAGAUCGAAUUAUCAACGAGAUUGCGGAAGAGUAUGGUGGAAGGAUAAAGUGCUAUAAGCUUGACACUGACGAUUACCCACAAACUGCAACAUCUUACAAUAUUGAGAGGGUUCCGACUGUUUUACUAUUCAAGGAUGGAGAGAAAAUACAUAGUAUUACUGGAACACUGCCCAAAGCUGUUUAUGUGAGGGCCAUCGAGAAAUCUUUCUUGGAACAAUGAUCGCUACUGUUAGAACGUUAUAUUGUUGCUUGGUCCGGAUUCAUAUUACCAUAUACUUGAUUUAUCGAUGCCAGUUGGUGCAAAGAGUAUGGAAGGUAAAGUAGGAGUUACAACUUACAAUGUGAGCUUCUUGUAUAGACAUAUGCUGUACGCGUUAUCCUUUUGCUAUGCAUCUGUAAUGUAAAUAUUGAUGUACCUCUGGAUUAAUAUAAACCAGAUUGCUGAACUUUAUUUUUAUUUUUUCAAAGGCUGUAAUGAAUCACGAUUGCUAUCAUUGAUGUGAAACAGGGUUGCAUAUUUGAGGCC
Lolium rigidum is the source of this 855-nucleotide messenger RNA. Its product is annotated as thioredoxin M3, chloroplastic-like. The transcript has 2 exons. NCBI's taxonomy places the organism in Eukaryota, Viridiplantae, Streptophyta, Magnoliopsida, Poales, Poaceae. Gene Ontology annotation, molecular function: protein-disulfide reductase activity; oxidoreductase activity, acting on a sulfur group of donors, disulfide as acceptor. Gene Ontology annotation, cellular component: cytoplasm. Bases 1 to 549 code for a protein of 182 amino acids. The record is from RefSeq and is a predicted model, not a curated record.